GACUCACUUUUCCACAACGUGGUUCAAACACAUGGUUGCUCAGAUCAGAACUCCUUGCUGAGACUGAACGAUUUAAUGGCCGCAAACUGGUGAAGAAGAUCAUUACAUCUCAAGUGAAAAUUGUUUUAAAUUGGAAAACGUUUAGCCAGGAAACCAUGGCAGCGGUUACUUCUUGGUUUUGUGGAGGAGAAAACUUGUCUACCGUAGACAAUGUUUCAAUCGUUCUACAUCCUCCUGGUAACUGGGCCUCCAACACCUGUACAAUAGACCUCAUACUACUUAUCAUACACUUGGUAUUUUGUAUGAUGGCUUCACUGGCUUUAAUCUUCAUACCUGUAUGUAGCAUCUCUCGUGCAACUGAUCAUGGCUACAUCAUCCGCUAUCCAGGUCACGUGGUCCGUUGGUUGACGUAUAUCCUGUACACUGUUCUAUGUAUCGGUAUAAUUGUCGAAGGUAUCUUAACCUCAAAUGACCAUAACUUUGAUAGUCCUCCGCGACUGUACAUAGUACCAUUAGCUGGAUUCAUGGCCGCCAUCUUUGUAAUGGUAUAUUAUCAUUACAUGGAAUACUGGGAGCUACCGGGAAUGUGGCCUGUACAGUUCUUAUACUGGGUGUGCCUCCUCGUCGCAGAGUGUUUCAGGGCUUCUGCGUUUCAUCACGAUGAUAUUACGUCACGUCACAUGAUCUGGGUCUUCAAUAAGUCAAUGAUAGCUGUAGAUGCAGCGAUGUGUUUGGUGGAAAUCUAUUUUCUGAUGAAAAAGGGAUUCAGCCUCGGAUCAUCACCUAAAGAACAUCCUCCAGAAUUGAGGAAUCUGAAGUAUCUUCAUGAUGAUUGUAGUUUACCAUCAUCUCUCCUCUAUGCAUGGAUGAACGACCUGUUUAAGAAAGGCAUGACGCAGGCAAUAGAAGAUGAAGAUAUGGGAAGCCUACCCGAUGAGCAUUCUGCAAAGUACUCCAGCGAACGAUUCGCCAAGAUUCUCAUCCAAGAAAAGGAGAGGGCCAGAAAGAAAGGCCUUGAGAUCAGUUUCAGUCGAGCUCUCUACAGAUUCCUUAAGAAAGGACUGUACAUAUCGGGAAUUCUCAUAUUUAUUGGAGUUACGUCAGGUUUUGCCACGCCAUUUUUCAUCGCUGGAGUUAUCAGAUGGGUAACCUUACGCAGCCAAGAUACCGAGGAGACAGUCCUAACAAAUCACAUGAUGGAGUCAUAUAUCACAGUGGGAGAUUUCUUUUCCAAUGGAUAUGUUCUAGUGACGGUCCUCUUCUUCCAAUUAGUUUUCCAAAAGAUCACUACUCAACUAAGUUAUCACUAUAUCAUCUUAGAGGCAGCCAAAGUCAGGGCUGCCAUUCAGUCAGCAGUGUAUGCCAAAUCCUUACGCCUGUCGAGUUCGGGGAUUGGUAGUGGGUCUCUCACUGUCGGUGAGAUUACCAACCACAUGUCAGUAGAUCCUAGGGCCAUAUUCUUAGCUUUGCAAUGGUUCCAUUCCUGCUGGUCUAUACCAUAUCAGAUGGUUGUAUACAUCAUCAUUCUCUACAAUGAACUGGGGUUGUCGGCUCUGGUUAGUUGCGUCAUACUUCUACUGGCUAUACCUGUUCAGAUCUACAUUGCUAAUAGACAAUCAUUCUACCAAAAGGGGGCUAUGCAAAUGUCAGAUGAACGGUUAAAGCAGACUAACGAGGUACUGCAGGGAAUGAAAGUCGUCAAAUUAAACGCUUGGGAGAGAAUAUUUCAACAGGCUAUCGAGGUCACCAGAAACAAAGAAGUCGGUAAACUAAAGGCUCGAAUGUUCUGGCGGGUCCAGCUAAAUUCCUUGACCAAUGCAGUCCCACUUCUUGUUUCGCUCAUAGCUCUGAGCCUGAACAGUGUAUUCACGGGCAAGAGCCUAACUCCUGACGUAGCCUUCACAUCAUUAGCAGUCAUCAACCAGCUUCAGCUCCCUCUACAGAUACUACCAAGGGUGUCGUCUUUCUUCGUCAUGGCUGUCGUCAGUAUACGUAGACUAGGAAAGUUCUUCAAAGCACCCGAAAUCGAAGGCAAUCUAUUGAAGGGCGGUGAAAUGGAUGAGGACAACGAUGAUAAAGAAAAGAAGAAAAAAGCCACCACUUCCAGCGCUUUGAUCCAAAAACUGAAGAGAGGUUACGACAAGAAAUACGGAUCAAUUCCAUACUCAACGAUGUCAAACGCUCACAUUGAAUCUCCAACGCAAUCUAUUCCUAUGUCAAACAUGAAUGGUGAAACAGUUCCAUCUGGCAUUGCAUUGAAGAUCACCAAUGGUUCAUUUUCAUGGAGCAGUGAGACAAGAACACCCAUAAUAUCAGAUGUCACUAUUGACAUACCGGCAGGUCGACUUACAAUGAUUGUUGGUAAGAUUGGAGCAGGUAAAUCUUCUCUCUUGUCGGCCAUGUUGGAUGAGAUGAUCACGUUAGAUGGUGUUGUCGAACAUCACAGCAAAAAGAUCGGAGUUGCGUAUGCAGCACAGACAGCGUGGCUGAUCAACGCUAGCCUGAAGGAUAAUAUCUUAUUCGGAAACCCCUUUAGCCAGAAAAGAUAUCAAACAAUAUUGGAAGCAUGUUGUUUACAGCCUGACAUUGAUAUCCUCCCUAUGGGAGACCAAACGGAGAUAGGUGAGAAGGGUAUCAACAUGAGCGGAGGUCAGAAGCAACGCAUCAGUGUAGCCAGGGCCAUGUAUAGCUCAAAUGAUGUCGUCCUUUUGGACGAUCCACUAUCAGCCCUUGAUGUGCACGUUGGUAGUCACAUGUUCUUCAAAGGUAUUCUUGAUUUCUUGAUCGAGGAAAGAAGAACUGUCGUGCUUGUCACACAUCAGGUCCAAUACUUGGAGCAUGCUAAUCAGGUGAUCUUUCUCCAAAACGGAUGUAUAGCGAGGAAAGGAACAGUGCGAGAGAUUGGUAAAUUGGAUCCUUCCCUUGUAGAGUCUUGGAAUCUAUCUCUCAUAGCGGCCGAUGAAGCAGAAUUAGAAGUCGGAUACUGCAGUUCAACAGAUGAAGAACGCGAAGUACUCAAGAAACAAAUAUCGACGAUUAAGAAAGAUCAACGUCCUCAAAAUGACGACUCUUCAAGCAAAUUGAUCAAAUCGGAGGAGAGGAAUCGUGGUUCUGUAUCCUUUCGAUACUACUGGUAUUAUUUAUGUCAGUUUGGAUUAUGUCCAGGCUUCUUCGUCUGCUUCUUUGCCAUACUUCAGAACGUGGCUAAAGCUGGAACACAAUUCUGGCUUUCUGUCUGGUCAUCGGCUGGUGCCAAGUUACCCAGCAAUGCAACAGCUGAACAAAGCAAUGCUUUGCUGAUGAGAUAUAUCGGUGUAUACUGUGCUCUGAAUGCGGCUGAUAUGGUCCUGUGUAUGGUAUGGACAAUGAUUCUACUCUUUCAGUGUGUCCAAACCUCAAAGAAUCUACAUAAUUUAAUGCUAACUCGAGUACUGAGGGCACCAAUGAGAUUUUUUGACACGACCCCGAUUGGACGAAUCAUGAACCGUUUUGCUUCUGACAUGCAGAAACUCGAUCAGACCCAAGGACCAUUCAUCUUGGGUACAUUUAAGUUCUUCUUGGCGACCAUGGCUGGAGUGAUAAUUAAUGCAAUCAUCUCCUGGUAUUUCAUUGUGGCUAUGAUCCCAAUCGUCCUAGCUUACAUGCUAAUUAUGAAAGUCUUUAUUGAUAGCUCAAGGGAAAUGCAACGGUUGGUGAGUAUUUCCACCUCACCCGUCUUCUCCCAUUUUACUGAGUCGCUUGGAGGUUUGUCUACUAUUCGUGCCUACAGACUUCAGAAAAGAUUCAAGCAGAAUAUCGUCCGUAAAAUAGAGAGAAACCACGUGGCUUUCUGCUUUCUUCAAGAUAGUAACCGAUGGCUGGGGAUCCGAUUGGAUGUGAUAGGAGCCCUGAUUGUUCUAGCAGCUGGACUGACUAGUCUUGCUGCCUCGGCUCUUCAUCCAGCUACUUUUGGCGCUAGUCUUGUUGGUUUGGCAAUAACAUAUGCAGUCAAGGCUGCAUAUUCCCUGACAUGGGUUGUUCGUAAUUCAACUAGUGUCGAGUUGGGCAUGAAUUCUGUAGAGAGGAUCAAGUACUAUACCAAGGUAGAGAACGAGAAAUAUCAAGGAUCUGUUACUCCAAGCCGUAAUUGGCCAGAGAUGGGCCAUGUAUUAUACAAUCGAGUACAUGCUAGGUAUGCGGCUACCCUACCUGCUAUCCUUCAGGAUGUUAGCAUUGAUUUCAAACCAGGCAUGAAGCAAAACUAA
Messenger RNA from Strongylocentrotus purpuratus (purple sea urchin), 4244 nucleotides. Its product is annotated as ATP-binding cassette sub-family C member 9-like. The transcript has 27 exons. The coding region runs from base 156 to 4244 and encodes 1362 amino acids. Gene Ontology annotation, molecular function: ATP hydrolysis activity; ATP binding; ABC-type transporter activity. Gene Ontology annotation, biological process: transmembrane transport. Gene Ontology annotation, cellular component: membrane. Lineage: Eukaryota; Metazoa; Echinodermata; Echinoidea; Camarodonta; Strongylocentrotidae. The record is from RefSeq and is a predicted model, not a curated record.